GUUAGAGAAGACUGGAAUAUGAAUUAAGAAGGCACAUGUUGAGUCUGGCUGGCAAAGGGGAUGAGGAAAACACGAGGCAUGAAGAGUUCCCAACCUGAAAGGCGCUCAUCUUUCUUGCUUCCGCGACAUCUCCUAUAAGGGAUCGAUUGCUGGAAGAUGGCGGGCAACAAUGGCGCGCAGGUGCCAAGGUUUGGCGACUGGAAGGCCACUGACGGUGGGCAAGGCCAAUUCACCAUGUAUUUUGAGAAUGCUAGGAAGCAGCGAAAGAGCCCCAGUGGCAUAGCUCCUCCACCUGAGGUGCUUCCAGCUCGCAUGGGCACCAUCCCAGCUGCUCAUAGAACCCCUCCUCGUGCCGCCGAUGUCAACCCCGGAAAUCCUAAGGAUCGCACCAACCGCUCGCGUAGCCAAGGCAUGGCACCGAGUGGGAAUGGCGGCACAGUGCCAACGUGGGGUCAGUGGAAUGAGGGCAACAGUGGUGGGGGCGCCCAGCAGUACACACUCGUCUUUGACCAGCUAAGGGACGAGAGGAAGAGUGCUCCUCCUACACCUAGCAUUGAGGAACUACAACGGCGUACUCCUCCUCGACCUACUCGUCACGAUCUCUAUGACCAUGAACCCAAGAAAUUCACAUGCUUUGGGAUGUGUUUGAAGUAAGGGGCUCAUGGCUACAAGAAUGGCAUUGCACGGCACAACGGUUACUAAAUUUCCUGUGUGUGGACUUCCUUGUUAUAAAUUUUCCAUAGAUGUAAGAUUUUUUUGGGGAGGGGUGGAUCAAGUUGUAUGUACAAAUUUACUGGUAGAUUUGACUGUAAAACUCAGUUUCAUAUUAUUGUAAUAAUUAAAGUAUGUAUUUAUGGUGUUUCAA
Messenger RNA from Phragmites australis (common reed), 865 nucleotides. RefSeq lists its product as uncharacterized. Lineage: Eukaryota; Viridiplantae; Streptophyta; Magnoliopsida; Poales; Poaceae. The coding region runs from base 157 to 654 and encodes 165 amino acids. The record is from RefSeq and is a predicted model, not a curated record. The transcript has 5 exons.